AUGCCGGCGGCGGUCAGGCAGCGAAAUCACGGCUCGCCGUUGCCGUCGCACAAACGUCGUCGUCCGUUCUGGAAUCCAUUCGACCUGCAACUGCUGAUCUCCAUUGAUUAG
This is a messenger RNA of Phytophthora nicotianae INRA-310, 111 nucleotides long. RefSeq lists its product as hypothetical. The coding region runs from base 1 to 111 and encodes 36 amino acids. The record is from RefSeq and is a predicted model, not a curated record. NCBI's taxonomy places the organism in Eukaryota, Oomycota, Peronosporomycetes, Peronosporales, Peronosporaceae. The transcript has a single exon.